AUGCCAGCGCCAGCAGGUACAAAGCGCAUUCGGGGAACCCAAAUAUUCCGCCCUUUUGUAUUCGGAAGCGAGGCAUAUCCCUUUGAUCCUAAUAAACGGCCCGAAGGCGCUGCGGAUGACCACACCCACCAGUGGCGCGUAUUCGUUAGAGGUAUUAACGGCGAAGACAUAUCCUACUGGCUGAAAAAGGUGCAAUUCAAGCUACAUGAAACUUAUGCACAGUCCGUCCGAACGAUAGAGGCACCACCUUUCGAAGUAACAGAAACGGGAUGGGGUGAAUUCGAGAUCCAGAUUAAGCUAUACUUUGUGCCAGAGUCAAUGGAAAAACCACAAACACUAUGGCAUGGACUGAAACUCCAUCCGUACGGCCCCGAUAUUGAAGGGAAGAAAGCAAGGAGAGAAACUGUAGUCAGCCAAAACUAUGAAGAGGUGUUAUUCAAUGAGCCAGUGGAACAAUUUUAUGACUUGCUUACUGGUGGGACCGGUGUUACCCAGCAGCAGACGAAAGGAAAGUCGACGAAGGGGAAACAAGCCCAAUUGCCGCCCGCGGCAGUUGGUGGAAGAACCGCCGAAGUCCCUCAUACGGACAGUCCUAAGAAUCCCUAUAGUCGAAAGUCUGAAGCAAAGGAAAUCGACCGGAUAAUAGAGGCGACAAAAACUGUCGAAAAGAUUUUGAAAGAUGAAAAGGCAAAACUUCUGGAGAGAGAGAAAGUCCUUGCGGGUCUCAAAGAGACUGAAGGCACCAGCCUUCUUCAGAAGAAGAGAUAA
Nannizzia gypsea CBS 118893 is the source of this 768-nucleotide messenger RNA. RefSeq names its product YEATS domain-containing protein 4. The coding region runs from base 1 to 768 and encodes 255 amino acids. Lineage: Eukaryota; Fungi; Ascomycota; Eurotiomycetes; Onygenales; Arthrodermataceae. The transcript is spliced from 3 exons. The record is from RefSeq and is a predicted model, not a curated record. Gene Ontology annotation, biological process: regulation of DNA-templated transcription.